ACGCACACAAGCAUACACAACAUGCACAAGCACACACAACAUGCACAAGCAUGCACAACAUGAAAUCCGCCCCACUUCUGUCGGGCGCUGACCAGCCGAGAAUUCUGCUCCUGCCCUCGGCAGUUUCGAGUCAAUCCCACGACAGCUGCAGCGCCGUCUGCACGACAAGCGCAGCCCGCCGUUCCUGCUGCCUCAGUGCCCUUAGGUAGCCAGGGUACAUACCUGUAACUUUGCGUCGCCAGGCCUCUGGAUGGAUUCGCUGCAGAGGAACGCGUCUGCACACUCCCAAUAACGUUUGGCUGUUCCCGGCUCGCGCAAUGCCCGCCCAACAGUUGCCGACCCCGCCUGUGCCGCCGAGGGUCAAUCGCGAUCUUGUGACGCUCAUCAUCACCACGUCGCCCACGCCUUCCGCACCGUCGACCGAGCUCUUGUCGGCGGUCCUCUCGUCUUUCCGCGCACACUGCCCCGCCCUUUUGGAAUUCCGUGUCAUUCUGGUCAUCGACACGUACGACCACAUCACCACGCGCGCGCGAUUAAAAAAGGGCCAGGUCACAGCCGACUUUGCCCAGAAGUUUGCCGCCUACAAGGACAACGCCAAGCGGCUCAUCCUCGACCAGUAUGCGCCUGCACCGCCCGGAAAAGACGCCGACAGCCAUGGCCGCGACAUGGCGCUGUCGUCGUCCGAGGCCGAGUUUGGGUCCAUCCAGUACGCCAAGCAGAACAACAACGUGCCGCUCGCGAUAUCGCGCACCCGCGACGGCCGCGUCACCUUCAUCGAGCCUGGGGUGCGUCUGGGCUUCGGGCUGGCCGUGCGCUCGGCCCUGCGGCUGACCGAGACGCCCUACGUGUGGGUGCACCAGCACGACUGGGCCCUCGUCGCCGACAUCCCCAUCGGCCCGCUGCUCGACAUCAUGCAGGAGCAGGAGCGGCACGCGCCGGCCGAGUCCGAGUCCGAUUCCUCCCCGGCCGACACCGCGGCCGACGGCAUGGACCGCCAGGUCCUCACCGUGCCCGUCAAAUACGUGUGCUUCCCGUCGAUCCGCAUGGUCAGCUACGCGACCUCGGACCACGUCGUGCAGUUCCCCGCCCUGCGCGCGCUGACGAACCUGCACAAGCAGAACUUUACGCCGCGGUCCUCGGCAGCCACGGCCCCGAGUCCGGAAGGCGCCGCCCAAAAGAUCCCGCUCACGCCGCUCUUCUUCUGGCACGACAAGCCGCACCUGGCGACGACGGCGCACUACCUGGCGCUCGUGUUCCCGAACCGCAUGUCGAUGCUGCGCGGCGCCUUCAUCGAGGACACGGCCGGCCACCGCGCCCGCUGCGAGAUGAAGGACGGCCAGUGGCGCCGCUGGGCCUGCUGGCUGUACUACCCCGACGACGGCCGCAGGCUGUGCGUCCGCCACCUCAAGGGCCGCACCUGGCGCGGCACCGAGGCCGAGCUCGCAAAGAAGAUGGAGUGGCUGCAGCUCAGCGAGCGCUAGCCGCCGACGCCGCCCGUGUCGGAGGCGGCGCUGAAAACCGCGCCGGCGUCGUCGGUGCAAGUCCCGGCGUCGUCGGUGCAAGUCCCGGCUUCGUAGGAUAUUAAGAUUGAGGCCGGCACUCGAUAUUAUGGCUGCUCUUCUGUCAUUUGGCGUCACUGGUUUUUGGGGAUUGCGUAUAUACUAUCCUCAUAGAUGAGUGGUUUUUUGUCGAGAGAUGGCAGUUAACUGAUGUUGAUAGGUCAUUAAUUAGGCGAUCAUUAAUUAGGCGAUCAUUAAUUAGGCGAG
Lasiosphaeria miniovina is the source of this 1766-nucleotide messenger RNA. RefSeq lists its product as uncharacterized. NCBI's taxonomy places the organism in Eukaryota, Fungi, Ascomycota, Sordariomycetes, Sordariales, Lasiosphaeriaceae. The record is from RefSeq and is a predicted model, not a curated record. The coding region runs from base 318 to 1481 and encodes 387 amino acids. The transcript has a single exon.